CAAACUUUAUUAAAAAGUAAAGAAAAAACUUUGGGAAAAGGAAGAGAAAGAAAAAGAAUUUUCAACCGCAAUAAGCUUAACAAACAAAGAUAUAAAUAUUAAAACUUAAGUUGAAACUCUUUGCAACCAUCGUAUAUAUAUAUAUAUAUAUACGAAAUCUAUAUCGGACGGUGAUAAACUUUUCAAGUUUUAUUUAAUAAUAACGCUUAUGCUACCAGCCACCGUACCAAUGUAACAAAUGUAUCGGCGAAUUCUCAUUUUGUAGCUAAUAAAGUGCAUUGUAACUACUCAGGCAUCUUAUAAUUGAAAUACACAUGUGUACAUGUAUGCGUGUAUGUGUGUGUGUGUGUGUGUAUGUGUGUAGGUGUGUGACAAAACCUUAUCAAACUUUAUGGGCGCCUCUGAUAAAAUAUAAGAACUUCAUGUACUCUCUUCAUCGAGAUUGAUUAACUAAUACCAAGAUAGUUAGUAAUACUAAGUGAAAUACUUCACAUUUGAAAAUGGCUAGAGAUCGAUUGCCCGAAUUAAUGCAGUUUUCAUUUAAGCGCUCAAAUACUUGGUUAUCUCCAAAUGGUUCUCUUACAUUGGAGCAAGAAGAGAAAAUGCUGCAAAAUUCCAGUAAUGUCGAUGCCAUAUUGAAUCCGUACUCGGAAAUACGUACGCAUUUAGCGCAAAUAAGCACAAAUCUGGAAUCAAUGAAUCGUAUGGUGCAAACGACAAAUAUAAGAAGCUAUAACGAAAAUGAAAUGGAACAUUUCCGUAGACAAAAUCUUCGUCUUGGUAAUCAAUUAAUGAGUAAGUUUCAAGAAUUUAAAGCAAAUCUACCGCCGGAAGAUGAUUACAGUCUGGAGGCGCGUAUGAAACGUACCUUAUUCUAUGGACUCUAUCAAAGCUACAUAAAUAUGUGGACACGCAAUGAAGAAUUCCUGCAAUACUAUGAACAGAAACUUAAAAAAAAUCUUCAAAUGCAAUCCCGAAUAAUCAAUUGCAAUGCGACAGAAGAAGAAAUAGAAGAACUAAUAUCAAAUAAGACAACCAACUUAUUUGUGGGGAAUAUACUGGAAGAAACAGAAAAGGAGCGUAAAACCUUAAGAGAUCUUAUGGAUCGUUUCAAUGAGUUGAAAAAGUUGGAAAAAUCCAUAGAAGAAGUACACGUUUUAUUCUUAAAGAUACAAACCUUAGUAUUGGAUCAGAGUUCGGUUGUUUUGCCAGCUCUGCGCCAAAUUGCGGCGCUAUUGCUAUCUCGUACCGGAGAUAUCCAAUUUGUUCCAAAAAUAGCUAUCGUUAGGUGGCGUUAAGGAAACCAAGUGCGAACAAGUGUGGCGACCGUCUUGAAUCUUCGGUCGGAAUACUGAUUUGAAUAGUAAAAUCAUUGAGGUGAAAAUUAACGCCAUGUCCAUCUUCCUUGAUGUGAUUUCGAAUUCAAUUCGGGGGAAACUUGUCGCACGCGAAACUCCUAUUCGACUGCAAUUUUCAAGUCAAAGUCAUCCUCAUUCAAUGAAAGUUUUAAAGCGACCGAGGUCUUCAAUGCAUAUUCCGGAUGGAAUUCCAAAUCUUCGAAAUCUUUCGAAAGGAGUAGAAACAAUAAAAAGGGAAUAUUUCUAAGAUACCUAUUGAAGGCUAAAAUUUCUUAUAGAAGGACUAACUGAUAAUUGCUUAAAUAAAUCAGUCAGCAACAGACGAUGCUAUGAAAAUACAAAAACGCUCUACUUGUGCUGACAUCAAGAAAAUGUAAUCUCCUCGAAGCCGAAGUACUAUUAGUGCCGAUCAUUUUUAGCAACAAUUUUUUGAUUGAUUUAAAUAGUACGGCCUAGAAAACAUGGUAAAGUAAUUACAAAAAACGAAUAGAUCUAAAUUGGAAUGCGUUAAACCGUGUCUUACUUACUUAUAGCGAUUGCACGCGUACUUUCUAAAUAAAACUUUAAACCUUAUUAUAUAACCGAAAAUUGGUUCUCUAAAAUGUUUGGGUCAUGAGUAAAUAAGUUCUAACAGACAUUUACGAUGACUUCAUUUUAUUAUAAAAUCCGCAUUUUGUAACUUUAAGGCUUUUGCAAUACCGAUCGUAUGAACGAGGAAAAUUAUUAACAAAAUUAAUUCGUACU
This is a messenger RNA of Glossina fuscipes, 2102 nucleotides long. RefSeq names its product syntaxin-4. The transcript is spliced from 7 exons. Gene Ontology annotation, molecular function: SNARE binding; SNAP receptor activity. Gene Ontology annotation, cellular component: synaptic vesicle; SNARE complex; membrane. Gene Ontology annotation, biological process: vesicle fusion; intracellular protein transport; vesicle-mediated transport. The record is from RefSeq and is a predicted model, not a curated record. Bases 501 to 1298 code for a protein of 265 amino acids. NCBI's taxonomy places the organism in Eukaryota, Metazoa, Arthropoda, Insecta, Diptera, Glossinidae.